AUGUUGCCAAUUGAAUAUAUUGGUCGUUCAAGUUCAUCAGAAACAAAUUUUGAUUUUGAUGUUUUUAAUGAACAAUGGUUAAAGUCGAAUGAAACAAAUCAAUUACAUUGGAUUUGUCGACCAAAUUUGAAUGUAAUUCGUCAUCGAUAUGCAACAGAUUUGGCCGAUCUUGAACGAAUUAAAAUUCGCUGUGACAUCAAUGAUCUUCGUGAAGAAACAAUUCGAGUGAGUCAAUCGAUAUAUUAA
This is a messenger RNA of Rotaria sordida, 246 nucleotides long. Lineage: Eukaryota; Metazoa; Rotifera; Eurotatoria; Philodinida; Philodinidae. The record is from the annotation of a GenBank genome assembly.